GCGGCUAGCGGACGCGGGACUGCGAGGAUCCCCUCCGCCCCCGACACCACCUCGGCUGCAGGCGCGAGAAGAGCUCUCGCGACGCCAUCAGGAGCAGGAGGGGACCGGCUCGGGCGGCUGCUCCGUCGGCCUCGGAGAGCGCGGGCACCGGGCCAGCAGGCCGCGUCGCGCUCACCAUGGUCAGCUGCUGGGACACCGCGGUCCUGCCUUGCGCGCUGCUCGGGUGUCUGCUUCUCACAGGAUAUUGUUCAGGGUCGAAGUUAAAAGGACCAGAACUGAGUUUAAAAGGCACCCAGCACGUCAUGCAAGCGGGCCAGACUCUCUUUCUCAAGUGCAGAGGGGAGGCAGCCCACUCCUGGUCUCUGCCUACCACAGUGAGCCAGGAGGACAAAAAGCUGAGCGUCACUAGAUCGGCCUGUGGAAGGAAUAACAGACAAUUCUGCAGCACCUUGACCUUGAACAUGGCGCAGGCCAACCACACGGGCCUCUACUCCUGCAGAUACCUGCCUAAAUCCACCUCGAAGGAAAAGAAAAUGGAAUCUGCAAUCUACAUAUUUGUUAGCGAUGCAGGGAGUCCUUUCAUAGAGAUGCACAGUGACAUACCCAAACUCGUGCACAUGACAGAAGGAAGAGAGCUCAUCAUCCCCUGCCGGGUGACGUCUCCCAACGUCACAGUCACUCUAAAAAAGUUUCCAUUUGAUGCUCUUACCCCUGACGGGCAAAGAAUAGCGUGGGACAGUAGGAGAGGCUUUAUAAUAGCAAAUGCAACGUACAAAGAGAUAGGACUGCUGACCUGCGAAGCCACAGUCAACGGGCACCUGUACCAGACAAACUAUCUGACCCAUCGGCAGACCAAUACGAUCCUAGAUGUCCAAAUAAGCCCGCCGAGCCCCGUGAGAUUCCUCCGUGGUCAAACUCUUGUCCUCAACUGCACCGUCACCACGGACCUCAAUACGAGGGUGCAGAUGAGCUGGAAUUACCCUGGUAAAGCAACCAAGAGAGCAUCUAUCAGGCAACGGAUUGACCAAAGCAAUCCCCUCAGCAAUGUGUUCCACAGCGUUCUUAAGAUCAACAACGUGGAGAGCCGGGACAAGGGACUCUACACUUGUCGUGUGAAGAGUGGGUCGUCAUUCCGGACUUUCAACACCUCUGUGCACGUGUAUGAAAAGGGAUUUAUCAGCGUGAAGCAUCGGAAGCAACAGGUGCAGGAAACCAUAGCAGGAAAACGGUCCUAUUGGCUGUCCAUGAAAGUGAAGGCCUUCCCCUCGCCAGAAGUCGUAUGGUUAAAAGAUGGCGUACCCGCAACGGAGAAAUCUGCUCGCUAUUCGGUGCAUGGCUACUCGUUAAUUAUCAAAGACGUAACUGCCGAGGACGCAGGGGACUAUACAAUCUUGCUGGGCAUAAAGCAGUCAAAGCUAUUUAGAAACCUCACUGCCACUCUCAUCGUAAAUGUGAAACCUCAGAUCUACGAAAAGUCCGUGUCGACCCUUCCAAGCCCACCUCUCUACCCACUGGGCAGCAGACAAGUCCUCACUUGCACCGUGUAUGGCAUCCCUCAGCCUACCAUCAAGUGGCUGUGGCACCCCUGUCUCUACAACCACUCCAAAGAAAGGAAUGACUUCUGCUUUGGGAGUGAAGAAUCCUUCAUCCUGGAUUCCAGCAGCAACAUAGGAAACAGAAUCGAGGGCAUCACUCAGCGCAUGACGGUCAUAGAAGGAACCAAUAAGACGGUUAGCACAUUGGUGGUGGCUGACUCUCGGACCCCUGGAAUCUACAGCUGCAAGGCCUUCAAUAAAAUAGGGACUGUGGAGAGAGACAUAAGGUUUUACGUCACAGAUGUGCCAAACGGCUUUCACGUUUCCUUGGAAAAGAUACCAACCGAAGGAGAGGACCUGAAACUGUCCUGUGUGGUCAGUAAAUUCCUGUACAGAGACAUUACCUGGAUCCUGCUACGGACAGUUAACAACAGGACCAUGCACCAUAGCAUCAGUAAGCAAAAAAUGGCCACCACUCAGGACUACUCCAUCACUCUGAACCUUGUCAUCAAGAAUGUGUCUCUGGAAGAUUCGGGCACCUAUGCCUGCAGAGCCAGGAACAUAUACACAGGGGAAGAGAUCCUUCGGAAGACAGAAGUUCUCGUUAGAGAUUUGGAAGCGCCACUCCUGCUUCAAAACCUCAGUGACCACGAGGUGUCCAUCAGUGGCUCCACGACCUUAGACUGUCAAGCUAGAGGUGUCCCUGCGCCUCAGAUCACUUGGUUCAAAAACAACCACAAAAUACAACAAGAACCGGGAAUUAUUUUAGGACCGGGAAACAGCACGCUGUUUAUUGAAAGAGUCACAGAAGAGGAUGAGGGUGUCUAUAGGUGCCGAGCCGCCAACCAGAAGGGGGUCGUGGAAAGCUCAGCGUACCUCACCGUGCAAGGAACCUCAGACAAGUCAAACCUGGAGCUGAUCACGCUCACGUGCACGUGUGUGGCUGCGACACUCUUUUGGCUCCUUCUGACUCUCUUCAUCCGAAAACUGAAGCGGUCUUCUUCCGAAGUAAAGACGGACUACCUGUCAAUCAUCAUGGACCCAGAUGAAGUCCCCCUGGAUGAGCAGUGUGAACGGCUGCCCUAUGAUGCCAGCAAGUGGGAGUUUGCCCGGGAGAGACUUAAACUAGGCAAAUCGCUCGGGAGAGGGGCUUUUGGGAAGGUGGUUCAGGCCUCGGCAUUUGGCAUUAAGAAAUCACCCACGUGCCGGACUGUGGCUGUGAAGAUGUUGAAAGAGGGGGCCACAGCCAGUGAGUACAAAGCUCUGAUGACCGAACUCAAGAUCUUGACCCACAUCGGCCAUCAUCUGAAUGUGGUUAACCUCCUGGGAGCCUGCACCAAGCAAGGAGGGCCUCUGAUGGUGAUCGUGGAAUACUGCAAAUAUGGAAACCUGUCCAACUACCUUAAGAGCAAACGUGACUUCUUCUGUCUCAACAAGGAUGCGGCCUUGCAUAUGGAGCCCAAGAAAGAAAAGCAGGAGUCAGACCUGGAGCAGGAGCAGAAACCCCGCCUGGACAGCGUCAGCAGCAGCGAGAGUUUCACCAGCUCCGGCUUCCAGGAAGAUAAGAGUGUGAGCGAUGUGGAAGGAGGCGAGGAUUACAGUGAGAUCUCCAAGCAGCCCCUCACCAUGGAAGACCUGAUCUCCUACAGUUUCCAAGUGGCCAGAGGCAUGGAGUUUCUGUCCUCCAGAAAGUGCAUUCAUCGCGACCUGGCAGCACGGAACAUCCUUUUAUCUGAGAACAAUGUUGUGAAGAUUUGCGACUUUGGCCUGGCCCGGGAUAUUUAUAAGAACCCUGAUUACGUGAGGAGAGGAGAUACUCGACUUCCCCUAAAAUGGAUGGCUCCCGAAUCCAUCUUUGACAAGGUCUACAGCACCAAGAGUGACGUGUGGUCCUACGGAGUGUUGCUGUGGGAGAUCUUCUCCUUAGGGGGUUCUCCAUACCCAGGAGUGCAAAUGGAUGAAGACUUCUGUAGCCGCCUGAAGGAAGGCAUGCGCAUGAGAACACCGGAGUAUGCCACACCUGAAAUCUACCAAAUCAUGCUGGAUUGCUGGCACAAAGACCCCAAAGAAAGGCCCCGGUUUGCUGAACUCGUGGAGAAGCUCGGUGACCUGCUUCAAGCCAAUGUCCAACAGGAUGGUAAAGACUACAUCCCCCUCAACGCCAUACUGACUAGAAACAGUGGCUUCACAUACUCGGUCCCCACCUUCUCGGAGGACUUUUUCAAGGAUGGUUUUACAGAUCCAAAGUUUCAUUCUGGAAGCUCUGAUGAUGUGAGAUACGUAAACGCUUUCAAAUUCAUGAGCCUGGAAAGAAUCAAAACCUUUGAGGAGCUUUCACCAAAUGCCACCUCCAUGUUUGAAGACUAUCAGCUGGAUACCAGCAGUCUGCUGACCUCCCCCUUGCUGAAGCGAUUCACCUGGACUGAGACCAAGCCCAAGGCCUCAAUGAAAAUAGACCUGAGAAUAACUAGUAAGAGCAAGGAGGCGGGGCUUUCCGAUCUGCCCAGACCCAGCUUCUGCUUUUCCAGCUGUGGCCACAUCAGGCCUGUGCGCCAGGAGGAUGAAGACGACCCUGAGCUGGGGAAGGAAUCCUGCUGCUCUCCGCCCCCAGACUACAACUCCGUGGUGUUGUACUCCUCCCCGCCUGCCUAGUGCUUCUCACACGCCCCGGACAGCAGCCUCUGACAGUAUUAUACAUAUAUGAGUUUACACCUAUUCCGCUCCUCGGGAGCCAGCUGCUUCUCGUGACUUUUAAUCGUGCUUUUUGUUUUGUUUGUUGUCGCUGUUUUGACUAACAAGAAUGUAACCCCCAGAUAGAGCCACGUGAGGAAAACACUAUUGUUCAAUCCUCGUGUGACUCCUCCUUAGAGAAAUUCUUUCUAAGUCCAACGGCUCACCUGCUUCAACCCCCCAAAGCCUCAGGGUAACUUGGACCGGAAGGUGCUGGUGCCGCCCCGCCCACGCUGGCCAUGGCCCCACCCACCCUCCCUGCAGUAAGCCAUUAGCUCAGAGCAGCGUGCUCUGGGUCCCUUUCUGAGGAAAGGGAGAACAGAGCAAACGAGAGAGGCACAGGAAAAGGCGUGGGCUGCAUCCUGUGGAGCCGAUGCAGGAGAGGGCUCUGCUCUGCCACUUCAGUGACUUGUCACUUCUGGCCUCUGCUUUUUCAGGCCCCCUUCCAAGAGGUUACAGAGCAGAACGUGUGGGGUGUUUCCCAGACCAGGGGGCACAUGUUCUCGGGAACCACAGUAAAUCUUAAAUCUUUUCCCGGGAGUCUUCUGUCUCUGUUCGCCAUCCAAAGCACGUUUAGUAUGUGUCAGUGAGGGUGGCGCUUGGCUCUGCGGCCAUACCCACCAUCAGUUUCUCUAGCGAGAUGCACUGAGGUCAGACCCACGCUUGGAGUCCUGACCUUAGCAUACUGCUCACACGGGGUUAAGUGGUCCAGUUUGGCCUAGUAAGGUUGCCUACCAAUGGGCUCAAAAGCCACCUUUUAAACAGGCUUCAUUUCAAGUAUUAAUAUACAGACAAGACACUUUUGCAUUACCUUGCUUUAUAUAGUUAGCUAUCCAGGGAAGCUGGGGUGAGUAAUGGUCUAGAAAAGGGUUUUCUCUGUACCCAGACCCGGCUCGAUGGGCUAAGACCUGGUAAGACAGAGUGGGUGCUCCAUGUGUAAUCGCCAAACCACACACCCGAAGUUGGCACCUCACCACCUUUUACUUCAUCGUGUUUCCCCUUCUCAAGGCAGUCUGAGAGGAGCAGAAGAGCAUCAGCCCAUGUUUGGUAAGCACUUUAUGCUCCUCGACAGAACAGGCGGUGUUCUCUACAGCUCUCUCUACAGCUGCGACUCAGGUUAGUCAGUGAGCCAUCAAAAGGAAAAAAAAUCUUUUCAUCUGUUUCGGACCUUGCCUGGGGUCUAAAGAUGAUGGGGACAGGGUAGAAAAGGGAAGACAGGGUAGAAAAGGGUGCCCUCUCUUUGGAGUCUAGAGAUUGUGAUCCCUGGGUCUCUAAAAUGGCUCUUAGAAGCUGUGUGUGCAAAUUGGGGGGUGGGGUUGUCUGAGUGUUUAGGUCGUGUGCACCUGCUGGAGCCUCUCGGCUGGGCAGACGAUGAAUAGCUGCUUCGGGAGAGCGGACCACGCUUGACGCUAAGCUCUCUGCCCUGAACGGUAGCAUGUGAGCCUGCUUCCCAGUGUACCACAUCCUUGAGGUUCUUUGUCUGAUGAGACUGGAGACUCAGCGCGAGCCCCAUCGAGGCGGUCUGCAGCCCACGGUGGCCAGGAUUAGACACGAAAGAAAGGGCUUCCCCAGCCACACUGGAGAUAAAGAAAUCAGGUAGGGCCGGGCAAAGAAAUCUUUGUUCAAUUAGAAAAGCUCUUGUCCACUGCGGUGGGUAAAUCAGGGAUUAGACAGAGUCUACCAGAGAAACGGAUGCUAUAGCCAGCAUCCUGUGAUUUCUCAGCCAAAUAUCCAGCAAUUAGUGGGGGAUAGCCAGUCCUGUAUUAUUCCAAUUUUAAUCAUCCAAUUCUUAAUCAUUAAGACGCUUUAGUAAAUGUCCCUUUUCCACAAAAGUAAAGAAAGCCUAUUGGGAUUCUCUGGUUCUGUUUAAGGACAGCUUUGGAGCCUAUGGAAGUUGAUUAGCCAGAAAAGAAAGAAAGAAAGAAAGAAAGAAAGAAAGAAAGAAAGAAAGAAAGAAAAUGGUUCCUCCUGAGUUUUUAAGGUAGGAAGAAAAAUGGAAAUCUAUAAAGACAGCCAUACCUAGGUGCACUGUGCCUGUUCACCAAAGCCAGCAUUGGAUGGUAAGAGUCUUGACAGUGACAUUAAAACCCUUUGCCAUUCAAGGCCAAGCAGUUGGAACUAAGGAAGAGCAAACAUUUCUCCUAGUGUUUGGGACGGCCCCUGUGUGACUAGGGAGCUGAAGCCUCGGGAAAGUCUAAGCUAGCCCGAGGCGGAUCCUUAGGGGACAGAUCUGGUCGAGCCCCGUUGCACAGGUCUUCGAGCAGUGAAGGGAGGCAGCUCAGUGAAGGGAGAGGGCACCUCUGACCCACAGUGGUAGGAACUGUACGUGUAUGUGUGUAUCUGUAUGUUUUGUGCAUAACUAUUUAAAGAAACUGGAAUUUUGAAGUUACUUUUAUAUGAGUCAAGAUUAUAUGCUACAGACCUGAGACAUGAUCUGGCCACACCUUUCUAGUCAUGAUGAAUGUAUUUCAUAUAUUAUCUUCAUUUAAUAAAAUUAACUUUCAAAACCAA
Messenger RNA from Rattus rattus (black rat), 6776 nucleotides. It is a transcript of the gene Flt1, whose product is annotated as fms related receptor tyrosine kinase 1. The record is from RefSeq and is a predicted model, not a curated record. Gene Ontology annotation, cellular component: signaling receptor complex; plasma membrane. Gene Ontology annotation, biological process: positive regulation of angiogenesis; multicellular organism development; cell migration. The transcript is spliced from 30 exons. The coding region runs from base 177 to 4187 and encodes 1336 amino acids. Gene Ontology annotation, molecular function: ATP binding; vascular endothelial growth factor receptor activity. Lineage: Eukaryota; Metazoa; Chordata; Mammalia; Rodentia; Muridae.